Molecule: messenger RNA, 1833 nt
Organism: Drechmeria coniospora
Lineage: Eukaryota; Fungi; Ascomycota; Sordariomycetes; Hypocreales; Ophiocordycipitaceae
Product: CorA family metal ion transporter
Exons: 2
Coding region: 1-1833 (610 amino acids)
Biological process (GO): intracellular magnesium ion homeostasis; magnesium ion transmembrane transport
Cellular component (GO): plasma membrane
Molecular function (GO): magnesium ion transmembrane transporter activity
Source: RefSeq, a predicted model, not a curated record
AUGUCCGACCACGACGGUAUGAUGGCCGACACCGGAUACGUGGCCCCGGUCCCAGAGCUCGACGACCACCGCCACCAGUCGACGCCGAUGACGGGAGUGGAUCGCCCCCGGAGGGGCACCUUUGAUUCCCUGUACGGCACUCGCCUCGUCGACGCCGAUCAGAUGGCGCCCGCGAUCCGCGUGCGUGACUUUGAGGAGGCCAUCAUCGACGAGGACGGCUUCGAGUCGCCCUCGGUCAUCCGCCACAGCCGUCGUCUGACGGUGGAAUCCGUCAACGAUGGAAGGACCGUCUCGCCGCCGAACUCGGUCAAGGCUUUCGCCCAAGCCCGGCGCCGAGAGCGCGGCCUGUCCUUCUCGGAUCAAAAGUGCGAGCACGAGGACGGCGUCGGUCGAUCCAUGUCCAUCUCCAGCCGUCGCAGCCACCGGAGCAAGGCUCGCACCGUCGACAACGACUCCGGAAGCCUGCUGACGAACAAGGAGGCUGAGGAGGACGUCUGCUUCCCCCUCCAGGAUGGCCAUCGGAACCAUGAGCUUCGCAUCGACUUUGACUACCUCGAAAACUUCAUCAGCGCCGAGCGGGCCGCCCACGUCGACGACCGCGAGGCCGCGAUGCCGAAAACCUUUGACGACCUGCGACCGCAAUGCACCGAUGCGCGGAAGGCCCAGCUCGCCACCAUCGACGGCGAUCUUCUGGACAUGCCGUCGGAAGAGUCCGUCGCCAACGAAAAGUCGCCUGCCGAGGCGACGACCAAGCCUUUGCACGCUCACGCCGUCGACAACAACCGCUUCAGCUUCUUCUCCUCCGCCUGGGAGUCGACAAUCCACGCGGCCGAGAUGGGCGACCUGGUCCUGCCCGGCGAAGAUGUCCGCGGUCUCUUCGAGCUCCCCAAGGACGAGGCCGACGGCGUGUGGUGGCUGAACGUCAACCGUGCCACCAAGGAAGAGGUGCAAGGCAUCUGCAAGGCCUUUGGCGUCCAUCCCCUGACGGUCGAGGACAUCAUCACGCAGGAGGCCCGAGAGAAGAUCGAGCUGUUCCCGGCCUACUACUUCGCCUGCUUCCGGUCCUUCAACGUCGUCGAGGAACCUGACGGGUUGGAGUACGAACCCUUCAACAUCUACGUCCUCGUCUUCCGGCAAGGCACCCUCAGCUUCAGCUUUGCCCCGAACUCGCAUGCCUCGCAGGUCCGCAAGAGGAUCACGGCCCUGAAGGAAUACGUUUCUCUCAGCAGCGAUUGGAUCUGCUACGCUCUGAUCGACAACAUCGUCGAUUGCUUCGCCCCGGUCAUCCGGACCAUCGAGCUCGAAGCCGACGCCAUCGAGGACGAAGUCUUCGUCAUGCGGCACGACGACUCGAGCUCCUUUCUCCGAUCCAUCGGCCGCGUGCGCAAGAACUGCAUGGCGCUGCUGCGCCUUCUGGGCGGCAAGGCCGAUGUUCUGCGCGGAUUCACGAAGCGCUGCAACGAAAACUACCAGGUGACGCCGCACAUGGACAUUGGCAUGUACCUCGGCGAUAUCCAGGACCACGUGGUGACCAUGGCGACGAACCUCGGUCACUUUGAAAAGAUGCUCUCGCGCGCUCACAGCAACUACCUGGCAACUCUUUCCAUCAACAGCAUCUCGCAGGGCACCGACACCAAUCGUGUCCUGAGCAAGAUCACCUUCCUGGCCUCGGUUCUGGUGCCCUUGAACCUUAUCAGCGGUGUCUUCGGCAUGAACGUGACGGUUCCCUUCGGGGCCAGCGGCCGACUGGAGCCAUUCUUUGGCAUCAUCGGCUGCAUGAUUCUCAUGUGCUCCCUCAUCUUGGGCUGGGCACGAUGGAAGCGCUACAUCUGA